Drosophila arizonae is the source of this 1170-nucleotide messenger RNA. RefSeq lists its product as uncharacterized. The record is from RefSeq and is a predicted model, not a curated record. NCBI's taxonomy places the organism in Eukaryota, Metazoa, Arthropoda, Insecta, Diptera, Drosophilidae.
GGAGCUCAGUUGGAGACAAGAUGCCGCAGUGGCUGGUCAUUGGCAUCUCGGGUGUCACGUGUGGCGGCAAGACGACGCUGGCGCACAGCCUGCGCGACUACUUCAAGGGAUUGCGCAAUGCGCCGCUGUGGAACACGCCCUACACCAUUGGCGAUGUGCAGCUGAUCUCACAGGACGACUACUUCCUGCCCGUGGACGAUAGACGACACAAGCGCGUGGACAAGUUGAAUGCGAUCAACUUUGAGCUACUCACGUCGCUGGACACGAAGCAAAUGCUGGCGGACAUUGCGCAGAUUAUCAAUGGGCCCACGGAGCAGAUUGCUAACUAUGCGAACUUUGAGCACUAUGCGAUGCAGUACCAACAGCAGCAACAGUUGCAGCAACAGCAACAGCAGCAGCAACAACACCAGCAUCAGCAGCAUCAGUUGCAGCAAUUGCAGCAGCAGCAGCAGCAACAGCAAUACAAUGCCAGCUAUCAGCUGCAUAACGGUAAACACCUGCCACCUGCCGCUACUGCUGCUGCUGCUGCCUAUCAAUAUCAGCAGCAACAGUUGCAGCAACAUCAUCAACAGUUACAUCACACGCAUCGGCAGCACCAUGCGGACCAUCUAAUGCGUCUCAAUAUCAACGCUCAGAUCGCUGCGCAGUUGCGCGAUAAGAAAAUCAAUGUCCUACUCAUCGAGGGCUUCAUGAUCUUCAAUCAACCCGAGCUGCUGGCGCUUUGCAAUCUCAAAUAUCACUUCCACUUGCCGUACGAGAAGUGUUAUCAGCGUCGCAUGCAGCGCACCUAUGAUCCGCCCGAUGUGACGGGCUAUUUCGAGCUGUGUGUUUGGCCGCACUACGAGAAGAACUUUGCCGAGUACCGCGACUGCAAGGACAUCACGUUCCUCAACGGCGAGAUCAGCAAGGAGAAGAUCUUCAAGUUCGUGCUCCAGCGCAUUGUGCACUAUUUCGAGGAACGCUGCGAUGUGCCCACCGCCUCGCCGAUCGCCUGUCCGCCCCAGCAGAAGCGUUUCGGCAUGCUCUACAUGGCCUCAGCAUCCAGCAAUAAUAAUCAUCUGCACACCGCGUGUCCCAUGGAGCAGUAACCAGCAGGCACUGGGCUUAAGCGAAUCGAAGAGGGUGGUCUUAAACGUUUCCAAAGACGGGAGAUAGAUUGAAGGAUUACAC